AUGGAAGCACGCAGUCACCACCGAGCCCGGCAACGGAUCAAGAGGGAGCGAGAGGAGAAGGCGCGGCGCGAGGCAGAACAACCAGACUUGUAUAGGCAUCCAAGCCCUUACAAUGUCAACCCAUACUGGGAGGAGGAGAUGAGGAUGGGGCCCAGCCUACCCAAGAAGGGCAAGCCCAAGCCGGCCAGCCAGAGGAAGCUUACCAGUGCCGGGGAGAACAGCAGCUCUGCGACGAGGAGCAGCCUAGCUAUCAACAACCAUAGCCCGCCCGCUGCCAGCAGUACCAACCCACCAAAUGCCGCAGCCAAGGAGAACACUCCACAUACGCCGCCGGAGACGCACGGGAACAGCAGCCCGGUCAUGAUCCCCGAGGACGCUCGGAGUCUGAGCGUGAUGGAGUCGGUGGGAGCGUCCAGUAUCGACGGGUGGAACCACAAGAGAUACCAGCGCGAAGACGAAGAGCUCUGGGGCCACGAGUUCUCUAGGACGGGCCACAAGUUGAUGGAUGCCAUUGUCAAGGCGGGAUCAUCUGCCGGGAAGCUUCUCGAGUCGACCUUGGGCAAGGACAGGCCCAUCACCGACGAGGAGCGGGCCAACUUCUACAGCGCGCCGAUCCACCCGCCCGUCAACGAAUACCACCCUCCGGUCGUGAGCAGCAAGCCGGCACACAAGGACGCCCUCCGGUGGAUGCUCCAACCCCCGCCGCCCGCCAAGGUGAUGGAAGGAAAGGUGCCCGUGACGAGGAGUGCCAGUCUUGCCAGCACGGUGAGCAGGAGGACGGCGCCCAACUCUGAUCUGUCGCUGGGCAGGGUCAUGAGCGAGCGCCUGGUCGAGGCUAAGCGCCGCAAGGGCGAGGUGCCUCCUGUGCCCGUCGACGGCGACAAGCUUUCGGUAGCGCUCGCGCCCGGACGCCCUACCUCGAGGAAGACCACGCAGUCGACCCGGUCGAGAUCUACUAGGUCCCGGGGCCAGCGCAGCAACCGGAGCGCCACCCAGUCGACGACUGAUUCCGAGGAAGAGUCUUCCGAAGGUGCACUGCAGCUCCGGCGGCGGCGGUCGGCGCGGCCGCCUGUCACCCCCGAGGUGGAAUCCGACGAGGGCGACAUCGACGAGGACGAGAUGCCCGUCCCCAAGCCGCCGCCCGUUCCCGAGAUCCGCUCGGCGCAGCGGCCCAAGCUCGAGACGAUCUUGAGCUCUGACGGGACCGGCCGGAGUCUGACGACGAGACGCUCUCGGGCAGACGGCAAGGAGAACGUGCCGGUCCCGAGGACGCCGGAUCAGAGCAGCAGCCGGAACGGACAGGUGCGAUCCGAUUCGACACCGGUCAAGGAGCGACCGUCAGGGGCAUCUAUCGACAGCGGGCUCGCGUUGUCUACAUGA
This is a messenger RNA of Thyridium curvatum, 1380 nucleotides long. RefSeq lists its product as uncharacterized. The transcript has a single exon. The record is from RefSeq and is a predicted model, not a curated record. NCBI's taxonomy places the organism in Eukaryota, Fungi, Ascomycota, Sordariomycetes, Thyridiales, Thyridiaceae. The coding region runs from base 1 to 1380 and encodes 459 amino acids.